CGUAGCGUACGUACGGUACUAUCACGUACUUGGUACUUCUCUGUUCAACAACAUCAUCUGUUUUGUAUUUCUGAAAAAUUCAAAAAGCACAUCAUCAAUUUAGUAGACACCCUAGAAAACUUUAUCGAAUCCAUUCGGCAAAAAACCCGUAUGAUCAUACAUCAUCCUGCCGAACUAGCAUCCAAUCAACAACAAAAAGCUUCACAACGAGAACUUCCUAUAAUAUAUAACACGACGAGCAUGACUUGCGCAACAACAACAACGACAACUGCAUUCGCAUCACUUUUCUUCUGCUUGGCCCUGAUCGGUAGUAUUUCGGAGCAAAAGGUUGACGCCUUUACGUUGGGUGGCUUAAGUCCUGGACGCUUUGGAAGCGUCGCUGUGACAAAGAUGCCACAGCCUGUCACAUCCAUCAUGUCGAUGGCGGAAGAAGACGAAGCUGCGGAGGAAGUAGAAGAAUCAUCUGAGGCCGAGGAAGAAGAAACACCGGAAGAUCCCGAGGUUACCGCCCUCAAGGAAAGCAUCGCCGAGCUCGAGGGCAAUCUGGCGGACAAGAAGUCCAAGCUUCAGUACGAAUUGGAAAAAUGUGAGGAAUAUUCAAAGAGCGGAUACGCCCGAAAGGUAGCUGACAUGGAAAACAUGAAGCGGGUCCGAAGUGUGAGUAGAACUACAAUAGAAAUUGGCAAGCGGCAGGAGGGUCGAAGCGGCAAUUGGAGACAUGCGCAAAUACUUUGUCACCUCAAGAUGGCAAUCCACAAAUUCGGGUCUACGACUCGCUUGCCCGCCACCGUCAUCCUUUCUCUAACAGUGUCGUUUUUGGUUUCGCUCUUUGCAAAUGUUUUCGGUCUGACCUGAACAUUUCGUUGCUGGAUCAACGCGCGUAUUCACAAAUACUAUCCGAUCUUGCUCAAUCACUAUACCGCAACGCGCAUUUUUGUUCAACUUAAAGAACAUCGCUUCCACCAGCAAAGCCAGUGCAACGGCUGCCGUCCUCAAGGACUUUUUGCCCAUUUAUGACACACUCAAUUCACUCCGGGAGACCUACAGCGAGGAUGAAUUUGGCAGGAAGUACUCCGAGCUAAAUCUGGAGCAGACUUUUGCAACCUUGGGCGUCACUAGCUUCGAUAUUCAAGCAGGAGACAAAAUCAACAAUUUUAGAAUGAAGGUUUUAGAGUCUGAGAACUCGAACGACUUCGAGAAGGACACGGUCCUCAGAAUGGUAGAACCGGGAAUGGAAUUAGAGGGGAACGUUGUCCGGGCUGCUAUCUGUGUUGGCAGUCUUGGUGCCGAAGGUGCUGAUGACGAAAGUAGCGAAGGAGAGGAUACUACCGAGGAGGCCUAAGCUCGAAAACGCUCUCAAUGCAAAGCAUAAACAAGAGCUGCAGGAAAAAUUUACAACAUUUAGUAUAGCCAAUUCAUCUCAUCAGUAAUACGAUCCCCAUGUAGUUAGAAUCUGAAAGUGGUAAUAUUCAAUGCACUGUCCGAGAGCUUCGUUAUUUCCAACGUGUUUGCGUGACUUGAACAAUGUACUGUAUAUCACUAGAAUACACAACUCGAAGAUGA
Pseudo-nitzschia multistriata is the source of this 1563-nucleotide messenger RNA. The record is from the annotation of a GenBank genome assembly. Lineage: Eukaryota; Bacillariophyta; Bacillariophyceae; Bacillariales; Bacillariaceae.